This is a messenger RNA of Acipenser ruthenus (sterlet), 1998 nucleotides long. Its product is annotated as integrator complex subunit 14. NCBI's taxonomy places the organism in Eukaryota, Metazoa, Chordata, Actinopteri, Acipenseriformes, Acipenseridae. Gene Ontology annotation, cellular component: integrator complex. Gene Ontology annotation, biological process: snRNA 3'-end processing. The transcript is spliced from 12 exons. The record is from RefSeq and is a predicted model, not a curated record. The coding region runs from base 131 to 1690 and encodes 519 amino acids.
GGAACCAAAGUUCAGGGCGUUAGUGUAGUUGGACGUGCAUAUAUAUGGCGUGGACCCGAAGCAAAAACCCCACAAAAAACAAAAAACCGUAAUCAACUCAAGUCGAGGUAGGUAGCAGAGAGGGGUCACCAUGCCUACGGUGGUGUUGAUGGACGUGUCCCUCUCUAUGACGCGCCCGGUCUCGCUGGAAGGCACCGAGGAGUACCAGCGCAAGAACCUGGCCGCGCACGGGUUAACGAUGCUGUUCGAGCACAUGGCCACCAACUACAAACUGGAGUUCACCGCUCUUGUAGCCUUCUCGUCACUCUGGGAGCUCGUGGUCCCUUUUACCAGGGACUACAACACACUGCAGGAAGCACUAAGCAGUUUGGAGGAUUAUGAUAAGACGUGCCUGGAGUCGGCUCUUCAGGGGGUUAGCAAUAUUGUACAGCAGGAAUGGGGGGGAGCCUUCCCCUGCCAGGUGGUUUUAGUAACGGACGGUGCUUUAGGGAUUGGAAAAGGCUCCUUGCGGCACUCUUUAGCAACCUUGAAACAGCGCGGAGAAGACAAGAAGUUUCCACUGCCUUUCCCAUUCCCUUCCAGAAUCCACAUCAUGUGCAUUGCCAAUCAAGAGGAGCUCCAGAACACAGAUGUCUUGGAUAAGCUUGAGCAGCUGAUAAAUCUGAACAAUGGAGAGGGACAGAUCUACACUGUUGACGGCUCAUUAUGCCUGAAGAAUGUACAGUCUAUGUUUGGAAAGCUGAUAGACCAAGGCUACUCCCCUUUCCAUGCUGUGUUGAAGUGUGGGAACCUGACUUCAGAUGUGCAGGUCUUUCCCAGGCCUGAACCAGUCCUCAUUGCUGAGGAAACUGAACCUGUCCUUAGAACCAUUAAUACAGAUUUGGAAAUUGUUGGGUUCAUAGAAAUAGCUGAUAUUUCUAGUCCACCAGUACUCUCCAGGCAUCUGGUUUUACCCAUAGCAGUAAACAAAGAAUGUGAUGAGGUUGGUACCGGGAUCCCUGAAGACACAGAAGACGAGAACUCGGCCAAUCAGAUCGCUGGCAAAAGCCCAAAUUUCUGUGUCCUGCUACACGGCAGCCUCAAAGUGGAAGGCAUGGUGGCGCUGGUCCAGCUGGGUCCUGAUUGGUACGGGAUGCUGUACUCUCAAGCUGAUAGCAAGAAGAAAUCCAACCUGAUGAUGUCGCUGUUUGAGCCAGGUCCUGAAACACUUCCAUGGCUGGGGAAGAUAUCUCAGCUUGGACCCAUUUCAGAUGCUAAAGAAAACCCCUAUGGAGAAGAUGACAGCAAAAGCCCUUUCCCUUUACAGCCGAAGAAUAAGCGCAGCUACGCGCAAAAUGUUACUGUGUGGAUCAAGCCCAGCGGGUUGCAGACCGAUGUUCAGAAGAUCUUGAGAAAUGCCAGAAAACUUCCAGAGAAGACCCAGACAUUCUAUAAGGAGCUGAAUCGCUUGCGCAAGGCGGCUCUAGCGUUUGGGUUCUGGGAGCUGCUGAGCGGCGUAGCGGAUCUGCUGGAGCGGGAGUGCACUCUGCUCCCUGACACCGCCCAUCCUGAUGCAGCGUUUCAGCUCUCCCACGCAGCACAGCAGCUCAAACUGGCCAGCACGGGGGACUCGCAGUACGCAGCCUUCACCCACAACAUCACACCCAUGCCAACCGACUUCUCUGGCAGCAGCAGCAGCGAGCGGAUGUAGAUCUCUGACCCCGUUUGAGGUGUUGCCCAGAAAAAAAUUUAAGGAAAUACAGCCUUCUGUACCAGAAAAUAUGUGACUGAACAAUCUUUGAAAAAAAAAAAAAGUAUUACAUAUUUUGACAUUUUGUAUAGCUGUCCUUUAGGUUGUAAACCAUAUUUUAGUUUGGGCAAAAACCUAGAAGUCAAACAGUGGUAAAAUACUGCCUCAUAAUUACCUUUCCUAGCACAUGGUUUUUUUUUUGUUUUAUUACAAAGCAGAUCUGUAAAUAGUAUUUGUCAAAUAGGUUGGUAAAUAAAGUGAAACUGCUA